AUGCUUAUCAAGCACCUCGCUAUAAAAACAGGCAGCAAUAUCAUAGAUCAUAAAGAAAUUAAAAAACCUCCAAGAAAGAUUUCCAACCGCAGCACUCGCGGUCGCCCUAUCUUCAUAAAACCUGCUUACAAACAACUUAUUGUCCGAUUUGACAAACAAGCAGCAUAUGAUUAUUUCAUGAAUGAAAACUAUUGGAGCCUCGAAAUCGAGAACUUCGUAGUAAGAAUCUUACCUGGUAACCCCGAUGAUCCCGAAUAUAAGAAACGCACCAGUCAUUACUUCAAAAUCACUGGUCUCCCACUCAAUUCCACAGCUAAAGACAUUGAACCUCUUAUUAAACACGUCUACGGACGAACUUGUACAUUUACACAAACCACCAAAUAUUCAACCAUGAAAAAUGCCUAUAUUUACGUCUCACCAAACAAUUAUCCGACAGACGCGAUCAAUGGCGCCUCCUCACUUUUCGAAGGAUACAAUCUCCACGUCCUACCAGGACACCUUUCACUAAAGACAUGUAAUACUUGUGGAUCACCACUCCAUGAGGCAAAAAACUGCGACGACAAAAAUUUCGACAUCGAUCAAAACAAUCGAAAAAUCUUCAAAAAACGAUUUAUUAAUCGUAACGAAGAAAAAAUUGCAAUUAACGAAAACCACAGAGCUAGAUUUAACCAUGUCAUUACUCUGAAUGCAAAUAAAAGAUCUCCCACGAUGUCACAAAAUCCUAAACCCAACCAUACACCACCGCGCAACUACAACAACAAGAAUAACCAACAAUCAGGUAGCUUAUUAUAUCCACGACAGACCAAACAACCAUAUAAUAACCAUAAUAAUUAUGGCAACAAUAACAAGGAUUUAAAAUAUGAUAAUUCCUAUAUCGCCCCUCACCUGGACAAUCCCCAAGUGACCGAUAUCAAUCGUUCUGAACAACGAAUUACACAAUUGGAACAACAAGUCCAAUCCCUCUUACAGAGUGUUAAAACACUCCAAGAUGGAAAAUCUAAAGUCGAUAGUACUAUCGCCGAUAUCCAUCACAACCACAAUUUAAUGAGCUCUUCGCUCAAUGACAUCUCCACCAGACUUGACAAAUACGACACAAUUAUCCAACAACUCACGACUAAUAUUAAUUUACUUAGUCAAGAAAAGAUUUCAGAACAUAAAGAACGUAACGUCAAAACACCAAAAUGA
Rhizophagus irregularis DAOM 181602=DAOM 197198 is the source of this 1185-nucleotide messenger RNA. RefSeq lists its product as uncharacterized. NCBI's taxonomy places the organism in Eukaryota, Fungi, Glomeromycota, Glomeromycetes, Glomerales, Glomeraceae. The record is from RefSeq and is a predicted model, not a curated record.